AUGAACGAAGAAGUAACGAAUAAGUUUGAUCUUAUAGAUGUAGAACCGAAAUCUCUCGAAUUUUUUUAUGACUGUGCAGAAAAUGUAGAUGUUUUUGUUAAAAAUAAGAAUAAUAUAAUAGAAAAAAAGGUCUUGACAAUAAAAAAUAUAUGUACAAAAACGCAGAACAUUAAAAUAUUUGAGUCAGAUUCAAUAUAUUUAAAAAUAAAAGGGCUAAAAAAAAAAAAGUUAGCUCCAGGAACUAGUGAAAAAAUAUUAGUACAAUUCUCUUUUUGCAAUUUUGAUACAAAAAAAUGUAAAUACUAUAGUGGCAAUAGCAAUAGUAAUAGUGGUGAUAAUAAUGGUAAUAGUAAAAGUAAUAAUAAUAACAAAACGGGGUUGUUACGUAAACUGAACAAUAUAGAGUGCACAGUAUAUGUGAAAGUACAGAGCGAAUAUUCGACAUUGCAUAUACCCAUUUACAUUAAAAAGAAGAUUCCUUUAUUCGUUUUUAAUAACAUAAUAAACUUUGGAGUAUGUAAAAAUAAUAUGACUUACCAUUUUUCUCUUCAAGUAAGGAAUGAAGGGACUAAAAAAGGGACCUUCACUAUAUGUAAGGAAAAUUUUAUAGAAGAAGGAAAUGAACAAAGUAGGAACAACGAAAUUGAUGGUGGUAAACAUGCAUUAGUUCGCUUCAACGGUAAUAUAGAAACGAAAGAGAAGGAAGACAAAAUAAUCAAAAAAGAAAUGAGCGAAAAAAAAAAUAAUCUUAUCAUCGAUUUUGACAAAACAUCUAUUGACCUGGAUAUAAAUCAAAGUGAAAUAAUAAAUAUCAAAAUAAUAAAUACAAAAGAAGAAAAAAUUCAGCGUACGUAUAAAGUCUUAACACAAGAACAUAGUUACUUCUGUGAGAAACCGAAAAACAUAAUAAUAAUUGCAAUUUUUGUAAACAGUCAGACUUCCUUUAUUUUUGACAAUGUAAAAACUAAUCAAAUAAACCUUAAUUAUAUGUAUUAUGGAAAUAACAGAAAAUUUCAAGGCCGACUAAAAAAUGAAAAUAAUUACCCCAUAUUUUGCAAGUAUGAAAUAUGUAAAGUGAAUGUAUUCUAUUCUAUACAGAAUUUUCAAAAGUACGCUGAUGACAACAACUUAGAUGUAGGGCUGCUCAUGCACGAUUUAAACGAUAAAGCAGAAAAUGAAUUAAGUGAAGAAGAAAAAAGAGAAAAAGAAAAGUUGUUUACUAUUGCAAAAAAGAGGUUAAAGGCUGAGGAUAACAUAACUGUUAAGUUAGAUAAAGAAGAAGGUUAUCCUGUUCAAAAAUUAGGAUAUCAUGAAAUUUUAUUUGAGCUCCAAUCGAAAUGUGAUAUUAAUUUUUUAGAAAAAAUAAACAGAAAUACUUCGUAUUUGCUCAACUUUCCUGCUGUUUUGGAGUUAAAUCUACAUAUUAGGAAAGUUGAUGAGGAUAAAAAAAAGGGAAAUGAUGAUACUCCAAAUAGGGAUGGAUAUACAGAUAUGCAUAGCAGCACAAAUAGGGGCGAUGAAGAAAUAAAACUGUUCUUCAUCUUCUGCUUAACAUUUCCUUGUUUCGCCUCAAGUAGUUAUUUUCUAAAUUACGAAACAGUUACGUUAAAUGAAGGAAAGACAUUAAUAAUAGAAUUAAUGAAUAAGAAUAAGUUUUUAAAAAUAAAUUAUUGCAUUUCUAAAAUUCCUUAUCUAACAUUGAAUAAGAAAGAAGGUUGUAUCGUCCCUCUAGGGAAAGACAUUAUAUCGCUUAAAUUAAAAUGUGAUACCAUUAAAAAUAUUGAUGAAUAUAUGUACAUAUUUUUUUGUAAUAAUUUAUAUUUCUUUGUUCUUUUAAUAUAUGCACAGGUUAAGUCUGUAUUUGCAUCAAGACAUGUGUCUUCAACAAUUUUGAUAAACAAGAAAAGGACAAAUUACAAUGGGGAUGUUGUUGAUAGUAAAUUUUCAUCUUCAUCUACCAAAAAAAAAAAUGACGAAAUAUAUGAACAAAUCAUAAAAAAUUUGGAAUUAGAAAGAGUAGACAGAAACUUAUAUUUAGAAGAUGGGAAACUCGAUAAGUAUAAAUAUAAUGAGAGUUUCAUGAACUUUUUAAAAGAUAACAAAUCAAAAUAUAACGAUAUAUUAAAAUAUAUGUAUAAAAAACGAAAAAAGAGGGGAAAAAUAAACAACAAUAAUAAUAACGAUAACAAUAACGAUAACAAUAACGAUAACAAUAACGAUAAUAAUAACGAUAACAAUAACGAUGACAAAGUAGUGCAUGAUAAAGAUUAUAAGCGGGAAAAAAGAGCAGAAGAAAGAAUUAACAAGAUAGUGAAAGAUCUAAAUAUAUAUCUUAAUGACACUGGAAUGGGUAGAAUGGAUGAAAAGAGCAAAAUGAGCAAGACGAAUAGAACUUACAAAACGGGUAAAGCUUGCAAGAUUAGUAGCACAUGCAUUCAACAUGCGGUGUAUGAGGAGAGGAGAAAAAAAUAUAUGAACAUGAAAAAGAAAAUUUUUAAAGAAAAGGAUAUAGAAGAAAUGAGUAAAAAGGAUGCGGAUUUGUUUUUUCACGAGAUCUUAGAGCAACAUCAACUUAAUAAUGUUAAUUUUCCAAAAAUAAUUCAUUUUGAUAACGUUCUGUUAAAUAAUAAUUACCAAAAACAGUUUGUAAUAACCAACAGUAAUAAAGAUUGCAGUGUAAAAAUAAAUUUCAUACAUAGUGAUAACAUAGAGCUAAAUAAGGACAUUUUAAUUUUGAGCAAAAAUUCGGACAAGCAUGUAAAUAUAAACUUCAAGUUAUUAUCUCAUACUAAUUUAAUAAAUAGAUACAGAAAUUAUCAAAAUGAUUCUAUAUUUAAGCAAUCUAGUGAAAUUUUUAAUGAGCAGUUAAAUGAAAAAACCUCACCUCAAAAUGAAGAGAUAAAGUGUGUGCUAAAUGAAAAAGGGAAUAAUUCUACCUAUGAUGAAUCAAAUAAAAUUUUCAGCAAUUCUAUAAACGACUUUUUCCUUGAACAGACAUACAAAGAAAUGAUACAGCUAAAAAUUAAUAAUGCGUAUACAGAAUUCAUCAUAAUUAAAGCGAAUUUAGUAUAUUUAAACGUUUUACUUGUUAGCGAUGUUUUAUAUUUUCGUUUUCAAGGUACAGAUCUUGGGAUGAUUCAGGAAAAUAAACUAGUCAUGUACAACCCCUUCAAUACCCCUAUUUGCGUAAGAACUACUUGCAACGAGCAGCUUUUUAAAGUGGAUGCCGAAUUUACCAUACCCCGUAAUGCUUAUAAAACUGUGCCUGUUAAAUUUAUUGCACCCCAAAAUGCCAGUAAUGUGGAAGAGUUUAUUCAAAUCUACUUGGACGGCAGUAGGCUAUACAAAAGUGUGAAAUGCGAAUGUUUUGUAAAUAAGGUAUUUUAUAAAGUAAACACAACAGAGAUUAAUUUCGAGCACAUACUUUUAAAUAAAAAUUAUGAAAAGGAUUUUUACUUAACCAACACAAGUGACUCUCUUCUCUCCUUCGAGUGCGUCUACAAGCCCGAUUGCGUUAGUAUAAUUUCAAAAUACAAUUUUGUUAAUAAAAAUGAAAAAUCGAAAAUUACUGUGUGCAUAAAUCUGAAGGAGAGUGAAAAAAUUAAAGAUAAAAUUAUUUUCCGCAUAAGAGGCUCGGAGAACUUGGUUAUUCCUAUAACGGCAAAGCCUUCCCCAUCCAACGUGCUCCUCUGCAACAACGUACAAGUGGCACAAGAAAGUAAUGAAAUAAAAAAUUAUGAAAUAAAUAUUCUAAACAAAGGUUUGUGUGAGGAAAGCAUAAUUUUAGAUCUAAGUGAGCUAUCCUUUUUAAAUAUCUACACAAAUAACAAAGGACAAAAAAAAUUAAUGAUGUCAAAUAAUAAGGAAUAUAAAAAUGCGGAUGAGAUGAUAGAUAGCCAAAUGAUUUUAAGUAAAAUUUCAAAAUUAGAACACGAAGAUAUACUAACAGAUGAAUGUACCAAGUAUUACUAUAAUCAGUUUAUAAAACUUUAUAAUUUUAUAAGUACGUAUUAUAAGCAUAAAGGCGAAAUAAGGUUUAGCGAAAAAGGGGAAAAGGGCGUACCCCUUCCCAAAAUGUAUAGAAUUAAUAUUCCUCCAAAAAGUUUUGCUUCCUUGUAUUUUCAGUGCUAUUAUAACAAGUGCCUAAAAAAAGAAAUCGCAUUUAAUGGUUUAUUAAGAUAUAAUGGUAAAAAUGAUAACAGUAAUAAUGAUAAUAGUAACAAUGGUAAUAGUUAUCAUACCGCGUAUGGAAUGAAAGAAGAGGAAGUAAAAAUAGAAAUUAGGGCCAGCUGCUUAGAAGUAGAACCCUAUUUUCUCUACUUUGAAGAUAUGCUUCCCUCUAGUUCAGAUAAAGCAUUAAUAACCUACUUUACAAAGGAAAAAACGAAAAUUCUAAAAAUUAGAAAUGCGUCCAGUCAGGUGGUUCGGUGGGAAAUAGAUAUAUGCAAUGAAAAGGAAAAACAAAAUUAUUUGAUCGGAAUAAGAGGUGGAGAUUGCAGGGAGAGAGUUGAAAAGGGAACGGUUCACUCCACUCUAGAAGAAGAGGCACAAAAGAAGGGGAGAAAAGAUAUCCCCAAGAAGGGAAGAAGCGAAUGGGGACAUAUGGGACAGAAUGGAGAAAAGACCGUACAGGCUCUAAAAGUAGAAAGGGGCACAGAAAGCAAAGUGGGAAAAAGAAACGAAAGAGGAGAAAUAGGAGAGAAAGGAGGCGUAGGAGACACAGGCUAUAUAUUUGAUAAAGAAAAGACAGACAAUACAGGCAAACAGAACUACUGGCAGAAAUAUGAAAUAGAGCUGGGAAAAAAGGAAGGAACACUGGAACCAAAAGGGGAAGUAGAGAUACAAGUGAAAUUAAAAAAUUUUACACAAAGUGGACGAUACGUAGAUAUAUUGUCAAUAUCGUACGAUCCUGUGGAGGAUCAUAUAGAAAGGAGUAGUAAUGAAAAAGAAGGAGGCUCAAAAGAGAUAAUAAUAUCGAACUAUAAAAUGGAAUUGAAAAAAAUAAAUUAUUGUAUUUUUAUGCUUCUAAGUUGUAAAAUACCGAGAUUGCUCUUCGAUGUAACGUAUAUUAAUAUCAUACAUAACAAAUUAAAUGAAUACAUUACUUUCCCUUUUCAUAUAUACAACAGUGGUUAUAAUUAUGUCCGAGUUAAUUACUACCUUAAUAAUUUAUACGAAGAAUAUUUCUCCAUAUCAUUAAAUUUUACGAACGGAAAUGAAAUAAAUGAAAAAAUAAAAAAAGUAGAUGUAUGUUUAAAAUGUAUGGCUAUCCGAAAUUUGAAAUUUAAGACAUAUAUCAUUAUAACUGUGUUAGAUCAUGACCAGUAUGUCAUUCCGUUAUUUGUAAAUAUUGAUGAAAACAUUGAUUAUCUUUUUGAUAAAUUGGAUCAAGAAAAUGAACAUCUACAUGUGAACCAUUCUCCUUCGAUGCCUGCUUUGCACAAUAUGCAUAUUCAGUGUGGAAAGAAAAAUUUAUCAGAGUUAGAGAAAAUAAAGGAUAACCCGAUCGGUUAUAGGAAUAACGAUCAAGGUAUUGAGGAUAGGGAUGAUGGAUAUGGGGAUACACAACACAACAUCAACCACUGCAGCACUUACAGAGAUGACCGAGAUAAGCAGAGUGCUAAAGAUAUGUCCCAUACCAGGAGGAGUAACAAAGAGAAAACAAAUGGAGGCGAAUGCGUAUACAAUUCCGAAUAUGAAUCUACCAGUUGUACAUGCAGCAGUGUUUGUUGUGAUGAUAACAUGCUUAGAUGUAAUUGCCAAGAGAGAAACAGUAAAUUUCUGUCUUUUUACAGCAAAAAUGCGGGCCAAAGGGACAUAAGAAAAAGCGUAUGUAUAUACAAAGAAUUAAAAAUAAAACAUAUAACAAAUGUAUAUUAUAAUAAAGAAAAAUAUUUAUUAAACAUAAGUGAAAUAACUAAGGAUUAUGUUUUUAUAUUUCUUCAAAAUAUUUUACUAAGUAAAUACUAUGCUCCAAGUGUUAUAGAAAAUACAAACGAUCUAUUCCUAUUUUUUAUUAAUUUAUUGUAUGAGCUUUUCUUACUAUACCCAAAUAAAAAUAUACAAAAUAUAGUUAAUAUAAUAAAUGACGUAAAAUCUUAUAAAAAUAUAUCAAUGCAAGACUUGGAAAAAAAUAAUUUUCUCCAGGAAAAAUUCCUAAAAAAUAUGAAAGCUCUUUUGAAAUACUUAGAGGAGGAAAACUUACUAGUGUAUCAUAUAAUUUAUGAAAACCUAUUACCUCUAGAUUUGUAUCUUUGGUACAUCUUCGACAAAGUACCUGACUACUUUUACCUAAAAAAGGGCAAAGGAGGAGAAGAAGAAAUUAAUAAAAGAAAAUGUAUACAAAUUGAAGAUGUAGAAAAUUUUUUAACAAAUGGAAAUAAUAAAAUAUUUUAUUUAGAUAGAAUUUUUAAAACUCAUUUAAAGUUAUUCAGUUACUCAUGGAUUACUAUAUUGUUCGAACUUUUAAAUAAAAAAUUAUUUAGCUGUGUCAAUGUAACCUCUUUGAAUAAAUUAAGAGGAAUAAAAGUGUGUAACAUAGAAAAUAAACUCAAUGAAAACAUAAAAAUUUAUAAAAUAAACUAUCUAAUUGUUUUAAAUAAACAAGACAAAGAGCCAAACAAACAUACCAUUUUUCUAAGUGAGAAAAGAAAAACAUCAAAGAGAAAAGAAAAUAGUAGUUCAACAAAUAUUACUCCAAAGGAUAACAACCCUUACGAAGAUAAAUCUGCUAAAGUUAGCAGUGUAAUCAAUAUGGGGAAAAAUAAAAAUAAUUACUUAUCCAAUUUUUAUAUGAAAAAUGGUAGACCCACACAUCAUAAUAGUAUUAUAAAGAAAAAAAAAAUGAAUAAUGGUAAAAAUACCUACACGAUAAAUUAUUUUAAUUUUUAUGAAAAUAAUUUUAUCGAUUUAAAAACAGUUGUAAAUAAAAUUAAUAAUUUCACUCAUUGUGAGGAAUUCGAACAGGGGGUGGAAAAGGAGCGAGAUAUAUCUUUAGAAAAGCAUGAACAAAUUAUAAAUAGAGAUGAUAAGGAAACUACACAGAGAAAUAUUCGAAACAAAACAUAUUCCAAAGGGGAGGAACAGGAAAAGGAAGAGAAAGACAAUGUACAAUUUAAAAGAGAUACAGUGGUAAAGGAACAAAAACCAUGCUUUCACUAUUUUAAGAGUGCUGAAUACAUACUAUUUGAAUGGUUGUAUUUUCAUUAUAAUAAUAUAAAUUUUGCAAAUGUAGAAUAUAAAAGGUAUUUAUUUAAAGAGGAUAAUGAGAAAAUAAAAAAACAACAACAAAAACAAAAUGAUUUAAUUUUUCCUAAUGUACCAAUGAAUAAAAGCAAAGAGGAGGAAGAGACUUCUUCAAAAUGUAUGGAGAAUAAUGAUGUGCCACUCAUAUUAAAUAGGUCCAACUUUUAUGUUGAAAAAAAAAAAAAAAAAAUUAUGGAAAAAAAAGAUAAAAUAACAAGUAUAUGCGAUUUAAAAGAUUUAGUAAUAAUCAUAUAUACUAUAAUUUCUCACAUUCCGUAUUAUUUGUUUUUUAAAAAUAAAAUAAAAACAAAAUGUAUAUCUAAAAAGGAUUACAUAUAUAACAUAGACAUUUUGUUAAUAAUUCUGCAUGAAAUGAAAUUAGAUAAAUUAAUAAGUAGACAAGUAUUGAUUGAGUUUAAUUAUAUUCACAUAUUUUUGUUCUUGGCUUCUAUGUAUUUUAUAUUACCAAGCUAUUUGCCUAGUUACUACUUAGUUGUGGAUGAUUUCGCCUCCUACACAAAUUGCGUUGGUCUUAUAAAGGAAGAAAUGAUAAGCAAUAACAAAAAUAAAAAGAAAAAUACUUGUAAUCAAAACGAAAAUGAAAAGGCAGGUAUUAUUAAACUUAAUCUGACUACACCUGAGGAGCGUGUUAUAACCAUCUACAAUUUAAAUAAUUACAAGUGUAAAUAUAAUGUAUUUUUAAUAGGUUGUAACAAGUACCAAAUUGACAGAGAUCAUAUAGUUAUUGAUCCACUUAAAUCAGAAGAAAUAAAAUUGAAAAUAGACAAAAAUUAUGACCAAACUAUUUGUAAGUAUAAUAAUAACACUAGCAUUCAAUUUUCAACCUUUAAAAAUAGGAGAAAAAAAAAGGAAACUAUCGAUGAAACUACAACAUAUUUUGACGAAAGUUAUUCCUUUUCAUCGUGUUCAUCGGAUGAUUGUAAAUGCAAUUCUGAUGAAGCUGAAAAGAUUAGUGUAAGUAACAAUGGUGAUGAUUCCUUGACCCCAAAUGAAAAUUACGCUAUAUUAGUCUUGAGGGCCGAAAACAACUACUUCCCUGACGAUAAUGAUGAUGAAAAGUGCAUUUGCAUUAAACUUAUCGAAAAAGACACACAUGAAAAGUCAGAUCUCCAGGCAAGUAAUUUAAAGAAGGAAAAAAAUGAGUGGAAUGAUUUAAAUAUUAAUGUAAAGAAUUCCGAAACGAGGAAUAAUAAUAUCAGUAAGGUGCACCUUUCGAAUUCCUCUCAAUUAAAUGUAAUGCUUAAUAAUAGCGAAGUAAAAUGUUUGAACUUGAGAGGUAAGGUAUAUGAAAAUAAAUGCUUGGAAAUAAAUUUGAUAAACAACACAGGACGAAACGUAGAAAUAAAUUCGAAUAUUUAUCACUUAUAUUUAAAGGAUUUAAAAAAAGAGGAAAAGAAAAAGAAAAUUUUUGAAAUAGAUAUAAUAAAUAAUUUAAACAUAAGUAAUGACCAAAUAUAUAAAGUGUGUGAUGUAUGUACAAUAAUUAACAGCAAUUUAAGGAAUCAUUUGAAUAGAAAGGAAAACUAUUUUAGCUGUUUUUAUGUAGAUAAUACAAUACCUAUUAUUAUUAGUAGAGAAAAUGAAAAGAAGAAAAAAAAAAUACAAUUACACUUUUUCCCUUUUAUGGAAGGUUAUUAUUUUUGUUUCAUCCUAUUUUAUGUUAAGGAUGUAAAAACGAAAUAUUUGAUAUCAAUGUGCAAGGUCAAUUGUUUCUUUUACAUAAAUAAUAUAAAAGAGGAAGAAAUAAUUAAAAUGAAUUCUCAAUUGUAUGAUUUUUCGUUCAAUAUAAAAUUAAAUCCAAUCAAUAAAGAAUUUUUGAAAUGUGUAAAAUACAUUUUGUGCAAUUUGAAUAAAAUGGACGAGAAAUUCUUUUUAAUCUAUUUGAAAAGUUAUCUACAAAAUGUAAGCAAAAACAGGAGUAGUUUUUAUAUUACAUGUGACAGGAAGGAUAAAAUGAUAAUAAAAAAAAAUUUUGUAUCCUUUGAAAAUUUUGAUUAUAAUAAUUAUAUAAGUCAUAUUAAUACUCCAAAUUUAGACAUAGACAGAUUAUAUGAUAUAAUAAAAGAGGGAAUCAAUUAUUUAUGUGAACUGAGCAUAAAAGAGGAGAGCAACGGUGUUUUCGAGUAUAACUGCGUUCUUCUAAUGAGGAAAGGAGAAGCAGAGAAGCAGAAUAAGAAGUCGCAUAAACAUACUCAGCAGAAAGAAGGUCUAAAAACAGAAAAAGACGCAGACUGCAAUAUGCUUAGCUACGAACAGAUUGGACAUUCCCAUUUAAGGGAACAAAUCGGCAAUCAUGAAAUUUGUUACAAGUUGUAUAAAAUUAUAGCAAAUGUAAAUAAUAAGAAAAAUAAUAAUAUAAACUCUAUUAUAACAUUUAACACGAACGCAUAUUUAGAAACUAAGAAAACUAUAUCAAUAUACAAUUACACGAAUAGCACUAUAACGUAUAAGUGUACAUACUCCGACACAGUAGAUCAUAAUAACAAUAAAAUAAAUUAUAAAAUUUUUAGCAGUAAUGAAUAUGUAGAGAUACCUAAAGAUGUAGAAACGUUUAAUUUUGAAGUAACUUGUUAUUCUAUUGUAGAAGUGUCUUGUUCAUGUUUUAUUAUCUUUACUAACAUAAAAGAUGAAGAAGAUCAAAUAAAAAUUAAGCUUCAAGCCAAUAUUAAAAAACCUUACCCAAAAGAAACAAUUCAUAUAAAACUAUUAAACAGAAUGAAAAAAACAGUACAAAUUGAAUUAUAUAACGAACUGCAGUUUCAUUGUGAAUUCAAAAUUUAUUCUGAUUUGUUCAUUUUAUUCGGUGAUAAAACUAUAGAAAUGCUACCCAAACAGAGAAAAGUGUAUACCUUCUGUGUGAGAAGUGCUCACAUAGGUGAGUUCGUGGGGUGCCUCAUAUUUAAGUUUUACCGGUUGAUAGGUGCUGAAAGGGGUGACCUUCACAGAAGUAACGUUAUCGUUAGUAACAUCAGCAACGUUAGCAGUGAAAGCAGAAGCAACGUUAGCGGUGAAAGCAGAAGCAACGUUAGCGGUGAUGAUACAAGAGAGCAUCUUUUUUAUUAUUUUUUCUGGUACAAAUUGAACAUCACCAUUGAACUGAACAAGCCAAUAAAAAUACUGUUUCUUGAAACAUCCGUGGGAGACAAAGUAAAUAAAGAAAUUGUUUUGAAAAAUAAUGGAAAUGAAAGCGAGGACUACUUCUUACUAACAUACAUGAAUGAAUAUAUAGAAAAGAAGCAAGUUAAGAUACAAAAAAAUGGCACGUACGUCCAUAAUAUUAAAUACAUGCCAAAAAUACCAAAUUAUUUUCAUAAUAUAAAAGAGGCUUCAGACAACUUCAAGUUAAGCACUAAAAGAAAUAAAUCUUUUCAUUAUUGUUCGGUUGAUCAGUUAGAUAAAGAAGUGGAAGGGACUAACCCUCUUCAAAGUGGUUAUAAUGAUUUUCCAAGUGGUAAAAACAGAGAUUGCACAUAUAAAGGAGGCAAGGAAAUGGACCUUGCAAAGGAAUUGCACAAAUUUUAUUUUCCGCCAAAUGAGGAGAAGGAGGAAGAAAAGAAAGAGGUCGAGGCGAAAUGGGAGGAAGAAAAAAGGGAAGAAGUGAAUGACGACGAAGAUGAAGCAAAAUCCCAGGGAGAAGACGAGGGGAAGGGCCAAAACAGCCACUUAGCUGAGGAAGAUAAAAAAGAAACAGCUAAAAAAUGUGAAAUUAGAAAUAGAAGUAGAAGUAGAAGUAGAAACAGAAGUAGAAAUAGAAAUAGAAGUAGAAGUAGAAGUAGAAAUAGAAGUAGAAAUAGAAGUAGAAGUAGAAAUAGAAGUAGAAGUAGAAAUAGAAGUAGAAGCAGAAGUAGAAGUAGAAGUAGAAAUAGAAGUAGAAGUAGAAAUAGCAGUAGAAGUAGAAGCACAAGUACAAGUAUAAAUGUACUCAGAGGUGUACGUAGCAGUAGUGGAAAAGACCCUCAGAGGAAAAGCCCCUCACGAGAUCAUAGUAGAAGGAAAAAUAAAAGUGACAUGUUAAGGAAAAAAUGUAAAAAAAACGUUGAGAGAGAUAAUAAAAAAAUAUUUGAAGAGUUAAUUAAUUAUUGCAAAAGAUAUAUAAAUACAAAUAUUAAUUAUAAGAAUCAGAAUAUUGGAUUUUUUUUCAUAUAUAACAAGAACGAGGGUAUAAACUAUUACAUUUUGAUAUUACUAGCAAAAAUGAGGAGGGAAUUAGUUAUAGAUAAUUUCUCUGCAUGCUUAACCAAAUAUUGUCUACUUAAUCUCCACAUUAAUUUUAAUAAUGAAAAUAAAAGAUACGUAAAAGAUUUAAAUACGAAUAAAGGUACAUGCUAUUCUGAUAAUUACAGCUACGAAAUUGUGGAGUGUGUAAAUAAAAAUGGUGGAUGGGAGGCAGAAUCAGAAUUAGCAGGAAAAUGCAAAGACACACAACCAGACGUUUCAGUUAAUAAACAUGUUAAUAGGGGAAAAAUUUAUGGGGACACUUAUGAUAGUACCAUUAGUCGUAAUAACCAAAUAAAUAUUGAUGAUCAUAAAUAUGAUAAUGCUAAUGUGGAAGAAAUCAUAAAUUCUCAAAUUAAAUGCAUUUAUUUAAGUAACAAAACGAAUUAUAGUAUUUUUAAACAUACAGAUAAAAAUAAUGUCAUUAUAAAAUAUAAGCCAACUGUAAAAACAUCACAAGAAUGUUAUGCCAUAAUAAGAAGCAAUUUAUACGGUGAUUUUAUUUACCUAAUUAAAGGUAUGUAUACAGUUAAGAGAAAAAUAAAAGAGAAAAUAGUAAUGUAUAACUGUUGUUGUUUAUACCACUUUAAUAUAAAUUUAUUUAACCCACUGAAUUGUAGUAUAUAUGUAAAAUGUAGAUUCAAAAGAGAGAAAAGUAAAAAUGAUGAGCUUUAUGACAACUUUUAUUUGGAUAACAAUAAAGUGGGAAGGAAAGCAGAAAGGGAAGAAUGCUGCUUUUCCUCCAUGGAACACGAGAAAAUAUUAUUAAAUAAAGAAAGGAGUUACUUUAAAAUUUUAAGUAAUGAACAUUUUAAAAUAAAAAAGAGAACACAUUUUUCUAUGCUCAUAUCAUACUUUUGUAAAGAGGCACUAUCAAAACAUACGUUAAUAGUAACGUUAAAGCCUUUUGGCACGGAUAAGGCCAGUGAUGGGACCCUUCCACCAAUCAUAUAUAAAUAUGAUAUCACUUUUAAUAAUGUGGUAAGGCAGGGUAUCGAAGCGUAUUCGUUGACUGGUUCCGGUGCACAAAGUACGGAUGAACUCACUGCUAGGGGGGAUAGCAGCAGUGGAAGUAGCGGUAGAAGUAGAAGCGGCGAUGGAAGUAGCGAUCGAAGCAGCAGUAGUAGCCCUAGUCGUCGCAACAGACAUGCUUGUGAAAGUGGUGGUACAUGCGAAAAAACAAAGAGCUACUCUGUAACCAGCCAAAGUAGCAGCAAUAUGCUGAAUGGGAGUGAACUAAGUAAAAGCGAUUUAUUCCAAAGAGGGUUAAAAAAAAAAUAUAAUUCUAAAGCAAAUGAGUUAGUAGAAGAACAGGAAAUUUGUUUACAUGCAUGUGAUGAAAUAUUAGUAGAAGAUAAAGAAGAAAAGGACAAGUAUGAGAGGAACAUGAGCUAUGUAGUAGAUAGAAAGGAAGAAGUAGUUUACUGUGAUGGAAAAAUAUUCAUCGAAAGUAUAAGUAAAAAGAAAACAUGUUUGAAAAUAAAUAUAGAUAAAAGAAAAAUUAUGGAAAGAGCAGAUUAUAACAAUAUCAUAAACGAGUUAGAAAACUGUAAAAAGGAAAAGAGCAUAUUACACAGAAAUAUUGAAAAAGAUAAGUGCAACUAUAAAAUUUUUUUAAUAAAUUUAAAAAAUGUAAGAGAUGCAACAAUGGAUGAACAAAAUAAAACAAACCUCCAUAUGAAUAAAAUCCUCUUUGAUAUCAGAGAGCAGUUACUAAAUGAUUACUUAUAUGUUCAUAUUAUUGAGGAUACAGCCUCCGCUUUGGUGCUUAGCUUAGAGCUCUUCGCGCAUUUGCCAUUCCACUGUAGUUUUUUCAUAAUGAUUAAGAGGGUAGAACUAGGAAGUCGUGAGGUAGGAAGCGACGAAGUGGAAAGAGGCGAAAUGAACAGCGAGGAAGAGGAUAACUACGUGCUCGUGGAAUCCCUUAAAAGUGAGAAGAGAAAGGAAUUGACAACUAUCGAAAAGAAUUACAUAUUCGUCGAAAUUUUUAAUUAUAUAAAUUUGUCUAAAAAAUAUAUCAACGUUAUAGUUGAUGAUAACUUAUGCUCAGAAACAAAGUUAAAUAUAUUUUACAACCACACAAAUGAUUCUUAUUUUGACGCAUAUAUCGUCAGUUACAAUCAACAAAGUAAUGAUCCAUUUGCAGAUGAAAUUAUGAAUUUUGAUAUAAAGCCCAAGUCUGGAAUAUUAAAACAUAGUAGUUACAAUAAAUUUGUAAUUACUAGGAGUAACAAAAACAACAUAAUAACAUUUAAUAGUUCAUUCUUACUUCUAAUUAAAACGGAAAAGCAUAUUUUUUCCUACAUCGUCUUUGCUCGCUAUACCCCUGCUAGCGAUCUCCACACAGCGUUCUCUUUGUAUUUCCAGCAGGAGCAAAAUAAGGUAAAGGAAAUGCUCAAUGAAAACAAGAAGAAGUUCAGCGCGGUAUUCAACACAUUCAAACAGGAAAAAAAGGAGAGUAGCAUAUUUAACAAAAAAGGUCAGAUUAUAAUUGAAGAUAUCUCUAAGUCAACAAAUGAAAUCCUUAACUGUUAA
Plasmodium malariae is the source of this 14016-nucleotide messenger RNA. Its product is annotated as conserved Plasmodium protein, unknown function. The record is from RefSeq and is a predicted model, not a curated record. NCBI's taxonomy places the organism in Eukaryota, Apicomplexa, Aconoidasida, Haemosporida, Plasmodiidae. Bases 1 to 14016 code for a protein of 4671 amino acids. The transcript has 10 exons.